AUGUCCGGUGGUGCUACCGUUCGUGACGGCGCCAUUGGCGUACAUCAGCGGCCUCUCGGACAAAUGCAGCAGUCACAACGUCAAACGCAUCAACCGCGGCAGCAACCACAACAACAACUGCAACAACCGCAACCCUCACAGCAGAGCGAGGCGGGUGAGGCGUACUGCUAUCUACUGCGCCACGGCGUGCCUGGUAGGGUCGAGAACAUCUUUAGUGGCGUACUAAAUGAGCAGCCAGAGGACCCACUGCAGUACAUUCUGGAACACAUGCGUGUCAGCGGUGGCAAAUCCGCUGGGAAGGAUUGCUCCAUAAGGACUGCCAAUUGUAAGAGUUCUAAUGAAAGUAGAAGGGACUCCCAGCAAUUGUCAGAGUGCGCCCCCGUGCAACGUGAAGUGAUAACGGAAGAGGCACGUGAUAAUAAAAAACCGACGGACAGGGAUUCCGCCGCACCAGAAGUGAAAGAGGGAGAGGUGGAGGAACGAUGUCUGGAAGAAAAGGCACCAAUUGAGGACGAAGAAGUGGAACAUUUAAGACUACCGCCAACAGAUGUGGCGACAGACAAUACGUUCGAAACGACAGCAAAAACAGAUACGGAGACGUGCUUAUUCCCACCUGGUGUCGUCAACGCCCAAGCGACUCCUCUGCCUGAGCCACUCCCAAAAACAGUGCAGACAAGUCUUUCUGCCACGAGGGCAAGUGUCUGCAAGAUGCGGCCUUCUUCUGCUAUGUUAGUGUCUUGGAGCUCCGUGCGUGGCAGUCGCAACGAGACACCUUAUGGACCCGCAGCCCUUCGAUUCCCCACAGCCGGGGGUGAAAAUACGCACAGCGGCCCCGGUACAGCGGCUCUUGACCGCGAUGACAGUACCCGAAGUGAUCUCUCGGCGUUCAGUUUGGCUUCUGUAGACGUGCAGGACUUCCUACAGGAGUUUCGUAGCGCCAAAGCUGACUGUGUUGGGGAAGAGACACAGCUGGUAGACAUUGAGAUGCUUUCAGAGAUCCUGCAAUGCGUAAAUAUCCCUCUCCCGGAAACUCCACUUAUUGCUGAAUUAUUUGACGAUGUAAAGCGAAUUAGUGUGAUGCAGUACAACCACGGUGGUCUCCCCGGUGAAGAGGAAAAUGACGCAGCCAUACCUGCCGCUACAUCAUGUGCAGCAGAGGUGGAGUCACGGGAACGAGUGUACUUUGACGCUUUUCUUGCUCGUAUGGCCUACAUGAUUCAGGGUCGAUACCCAACUGAGGUUGUGCGGGGCACGUUCUAUUCCAUAUUGAAGUCUGUCGUGCAGAAGAAGUGCCCUGCAGAUGGCGUGGCUCGCGAGCAGCAACAACAAAAAUUUUCAGGCAACGAAACACGGUACACAAGCUACUCCAGUGGGAACGCCACAGGUAGAUCGAUCCGCGCAGCUCCCAAGAACAACUGUAGGAGCCGCAGCAAUACGUUUACAAACAGCGCAGAAAGCAACCCUACCACAGUGUCGGGCCCAAAUUCUACUGCGAUGCAAACAUAUCCAGGCGUGCCCCGAGCAGAAUCCACACAUUGCGCUGCGGCCAAUGACGGUCAGCCUGCCGCCGAGUUGUCAACACUGCUACACGGUGUUUCACUGGCAGUCUGCGUGGAAAAAGGUCUAUGGCGGGGCUUAGGCAUCCCAGUAAGCAAGGCAGAGGUAAUAAAUGCUCUGCAGAUCCUUGGAAUCCCGGUAGAUGACAACUAUGAAUUCCACGUAAAUGAAUUUGUACGACUUGUCAUGGCGUUAACGGGGCAGAGUGUGCUACACAGCGUUGGAGAAAAGACCACCCCGUGGAUGAUGUCAUCACUCGGCAGGGAGAAUUCGCUAAUGCCACUUGGUGGCUCCUGCAAGGAAGAGAGCUUGUAG
Messenger RNA from Trypanosoma rangeli, 1872 nucleotides. RefSeq lists its product as uncharacterized. NCBI's taxonomy places the organism in Eukaryota, Euglenozoa, Kinetoplastea, Trypanosomatida, Trypanosomatidae. The transcript has a single exon. The coding region runs from base 1 to 1872 and encodes 623 amino acids. The record is from RefSeq and is a predicted model, not a curated record.